AUGGCGCUUUCUAUUCAGUAUUGGGCGAACUAUACCCGGAACAAACCGAAGCUUGUGAGAAAGUCAGAGAAUUCUGUCCAGAGUGACCAUGUGCUUCGGUUUGUUUUGGAUACAGAGAAUCACCAUAUUUCGUCAAAUAUCCAAGCAUCAAUGCGAGACCGAUCCUAUAGAGUAGAAAUCUUUUUGCAGGUUGACCUUGAUGAAGCUUAUGGGGUUUCCCAUUUAUCUUGUGAUUGUCCUCUUGGCAAUUACACAUGCCACCAUGUAGCAGCCACCCUUCUCUUUGGAUACAAGCGUGCCAGUAAGACAGAUGUCAAGUGUAGAUGGAUCAAAAAUCCAAAGUCAUUACCAAAAUCUGUACAAGACAUGGAGACAUUAUUUCCUGUACGGAAACCAAAUUAUAGUAAAACAUUUACUGAAUUAAAGUCAGCAGAAAAUCAGAGAAAAAAUCUGUUAUGGUCUGCUGCAAGGAAGCACAGAAUAACUGCUUCAAAUUUUGGUGCAGUAUUAGGUGCAAUAAAAAGAAAUAGUUUCACAGCUUCCCUUCAAAAGAGGUUGCUAUCUGCCUAUAAUUUGGAAGCAGUCAGAAGUAUUUGGCUGCAUGAGUCUGGUGUUCUUGGCGCAUCACGAGAUGGAAUUAUUAAGCAACAGAAGGUUACUGCUUUAACUUAA
This is a messenger RNA of Patella vulgata (common limpet), 672 nucleotides long. RefSeq lists its product as uncharacterized. The transcript has 7 exons. Bases 1 to 672 code for a protein of 223 amino acids. The record is from RefSeq and is a predicted model, not a curated record. NCBI's taxonomy places the organism in Eukaryota, Metazoa, Mollusca, Gastropoda, Patellidae. Gene Ontology annotation, molecular function: zinc ion binding.